Erigeron canadensis is the source of this 930-nucleotide messenger RNA. RefSeq names its product protein WUSCHEL-like. The transcript has 3 exons. The annotation marks the transcript as partial. The record is from RefSeq and is a predicted model, not a curated record. Gene Ontology annotation, biological process: plant organ development. NCBI's taxonomy places the organism in Eukaryota, Viridiplantae, Streptophyta, Magnoliopsida, Asterales, Asteraceae. Gene Ontology annotation, molecular function: DNA-binding transcription factor activity; DNA binding.
ACUACAAUGGAAGCUAAUUAUCACCAACAACAAGAUAACAACAAAAACAACAACAACAAUACUAGUAGUAUAUGUAGUGGUAGGCAAAGUAGUAGUACAAGGUGGACACCCACAAGUGACCAAAUAAGGAUCCUUAAAGAAUACUACUACAACAAUGGAAUCAGAUCACCAAGUGCUGAUCAGAUCCAAAGAAUCGCUGCUCAACUCAGGCAGUACGGCAAGAUUGAAGGCAAGAAUGUGUUUUAUUGGUUUCAGAACCAUAAAGCUCGUGAAAGGCAGAAAAAAAGGUUCAUUCCUGUUGCUGCUCCACCACCUCCAUCUCAUCACUUUUCCGAUCAUAUCAGCCACCAUCAUCUGCCCACUGCCACCGCCAUGCCAAUUCACUACCACCAGUACUACCACCAUCAAGAACCACCACCACCUUCUUCCCAUGUUUAUGGCCACCCACAUACGCUCUACACUACACAUCACAUUGGGGUUGGUUCUUCUUCUUCACAAGGAGUGAUGUCUGUUGGAUGUGGCUAUGGAUCUGUUGCCAUGGAGAAGAGUUUCAGGGAGUGUUCAAUAUCACCUCCAGGAGAGAAAAGGGGGCGGAAUUUCGGAUCAAGAAGGGUGGGUGUCGAUUCGUUUUCGUUCUUUGACAAACUAAAUAAGCCAACAACAUAUCAUCAUCAAGCUGAUCAUCAAGAAUUAUUAGGGGGGGAGGAUGCUGUUGUUACUUCAACUGAUCAUGAUGAUCAGAUUGAAACACUUCCUUUGUUUCCUAUUCAUGGUACUACUAACACCCACCAUGAUUUCUUUGGUAUGAAAACAUCGGAUCAUCACAGCAAUAAUGGAGGUUACUAUACUACUGGAGGAGGAAACUGGUAUCGGUCUGAUGGUCGGGCUUCCCUUGAGCUCAGUCUCAACUCUUAUGAUUACUAUAACUGA